Messenger RNA from Alligator sinensis (Chinese alligator), 924 nucleotides. RefSeq names its product transmembrane protein 18 (gene TMEM18). The coding region runs from base 104 to 574 and encodes 156 amino acids. The transcript is spliced from 4 exons. Lineage: Eukaryota; Metazoa; Chordata; Crocodylia; Alligatoridae. Gene Ontology annotation, cellular component: nuclear membrane. The record is from RefSeq and is a predicted model, not a curated record.
CUCGCGAGAAGAGGUGUGGGUCGGCUGCCAGGAUGGAGGCGCCGCGGGCCGCGGUUCCUGUCGGGUUUGCCACCGUGCUGGCGGUAACGGUCCCUUCCCACGCAUGCGCCCGGGGGUGGGGGCGCGCUCCGGGACUCCCCCCCCCACCCGGGGACGCGGGGGGGUGGGAGGUCCGUGCCGGCCUGACCCGCCGCCCCGCCCGCAGGACACAGACUGGUCGGAGCCCUGGCUGUUGGGGCUCGCGGCCUUCCACGGCCUCUGCCUGCUGCUCACGUGCGUCUCCUUCCAGCGCCGCCGUCUGCAGCUCGGACACUUCCUUUGCCUGGUGGUCCUGGUCUAUUGUGCUGAAUAUAUCAAUGAACUGGCUGCCAUGAAUUGGAGGUUAUUUUCAAAACACCAGUAUUUUGAUUCAAGAGGGAUGUUUAUUUCUCUAGUGUUUUCAGCACCUUUGUUGUUGAAUGCUAUAAUAAUUGUGAUUGCCUGGGUUUAUAAAACAUUGAAUGUAAUGACAGAAUUGAAGACAUUGCAGCAGAAAAGAAAGGCAGAGAAAGAAAAGAGAGAGAAAAUUGAAUAAAAUUUAAUAUUAUUUUUAUGUUCUUAAUUUUCAUAAAAUCCUUUAUUUAAUCAUUCUUUCUGUUUGUCAUUCAGCUGGAAGCUGAAGUAUAUCCUAGCACUUCUAAUUGGUACUCUGUGCCUGAAGGACUAGGAUUUUGUACCUUCAUGGUCUUAUCCAUGUUUCAGUUGUAAUAAUUGUUUACAGAGUAUCUGAAUUUGACCAGAAUAUACCACUUUGUUUUGUGCUAGCCAAUAUCGUUAUCUCUGUUAUAGCAAACUUUUAAGUCGUGGUCAAUUACCUUUUCUCUAUAUAACUCCUACGUACCUACUAUUUAAUAAUCUGUUCAUUAAAAACAUAGUUCAAGUCAA